Molecule: messenger RNA, 2329 nt
Organism: Jatropha curcas
Lineage: Eukaryota; Viridiplantae; Streptophyta; Magnoliopsida; Malpighiales; Euphorbiaceae
Product: putative inactive receptor kinase At4g23740
Biological process (GO): protein phosphorylation
Molecular function (GO): protein kinase activity; ATP binding; protein binding
Source: RefSeq, a predicted model, not a curated record
AACGCGUGUUUGUUGUCUAUUCUUAUAAUUUCACAUUGUUGGCACAGAUCAGUUAAAUGCAGUUACCUAAUACGAUCAUCGAACUUGCCGUGUUUGGUUUUAAUGCAACGCGUACCCCCACGCUCCUGGCCACGGAUUAGGUAAACUCUUACUCCAAACAAUUACUGCUCUUUCAACGGCUAGUUAAAGCCAACCAAAGCACGCUAUUUUCCAGCCUUUCUUUUCUUUUCUUUCCCGAGAAAGCGAGGAGGAAAAUGUCGACAGAACAUGUUUCUUCCUUCUUUUUCUUCUUCUUCUUAGUCUUUUUCUUCUUGUUUUCUGGGUGUUCUUCUUCUCCUUCUUUAUCAAAUCCUGACUUCGAGGCUUUACAGUCUUUUAAAGAAUCAUUAUUGGAACCAUCUCAGGCGCUUUCCUCUUGGGUUAACUCGAGUAGUCCCUGCUCGGGUUCUUGGUUUGGCGUCACUUGCAAUCCCAAAAACCACCGAGUUACCCGACUCGUUCUUGAGAAUCUUAACCUCACCGGUUCCAUUAACUCUCUAGCUCGGCUCUCUCAACUCAGACUCCUAAGUCUCAAGCAAAAUUAUCUCUCUUGUUCUUCUAACUUCAAUGUCUCUUCAUGGCGAAACCUCAAACACCUUUAUCUCUCUUACAAUCGACUCUCUGGAACAUUCCCUUCCGGCGUAUCCCGUCUCCGGCGACUCCACCGGCUUGACAUCUCUCAUAAUUUUUUCUCCGGUGAUAUUCCGAUGGAAGACCUGGCUACGUUGCCGCGCUUGCUGACACUACGACUGGAGGAUAACUACUUCACUGGAACCAUAAACUUUGUUAAUCCGUUAUCGUCUUCCAUUUUAGAAUUUAAUGUAUCGGAUAACAACCUCUCCGGCAAAAUUCCAACAUGGCUAUCGAAAUUUCCUGCUAGUUCUUUCUCCGGGAACAAUCAUCUCUGUGGUGAGCCAUUGAAGCGCGAAUGCUCCAAUCAGACAGUGCAAAGUCAGCCGGUAGAAUCAAAAACCAGUAUAAAUGAGAAGAAAGCGAGUAACUGGUUGGUGAUGUUGAUCGUCGGAAUAGACGCGUUGGCGAUUUUAGCCGUGGCGACGACGAUAACAUUCUGUUGUUAUUGUAGAAGGCGAAAGAGUAAUAGUGGGUCCCACGGAGAAGUUGUAAAGAGGAAAAGUGGGUCCCACCCUCAAAUCGGAGCGUAUUAUCACGGUGGUGCUGGUGGUGGGCUGAGGGAAGGAGAAGAGAUGGUUGUGUUUGAAGGGUGUAAGGGUUUUAAUGACGUGGAUGAUCUGUUAAAAUCCUCUGCUGAGUUGUUAGGGAAAGGUUCAGUGGGGACCACUUACAAGGUGGAAAUGACCGGUGGUGACGUGGUGGUGGUGAAGAGAGUAAGAGAAAGGAGGCGGAGGAGGGACGUCCAUGGGUGGCUGAGAUUAAUCGGUGGUUUAAGGCAUAGUAACAUAGUUAGCCUCAGAGCUUACUAUAAUUCCAAAGAUGAGUUGCUUUUGGUCUACGAUUUUCUGCCAAAUGGAAGCCUACACUCUCUCUUACAUGGGAAUAGAGGGCCAGGGAGGACUCCAUUAGAGUGGAGAACAAGGCUAAAGCUAGCUUCAGGUGCUGCACAAGGACUUUCUUUCUUCCAUGGAUACAACAAGGCCAAGCUUUUCCAUGGGAAUCUCACAUCUUCAAAUAUUUUAGUUGAUCAGUCGGGCAAUUCUUGCAUUUCAGAUAUUGGCCUACACCAACUCUUGCACUCACCAACGUCCUCCAAUACUGCCUAUAAACCCCCUGAACUAAUAACCCCCACCGGAAAAUAUACUCAAAAAUGCGACGUGUAUAGCUUUGGAGUGAUCUUGCUAGAGAUAUUGACGGGUAAAAUGCCGAAUGGGGAAGGUGAAACAAGCUUAGUGAGAUGGGUUCAAAGAGUUAAAAGAGAAGAGUGGAUAUGGGAAGUUUUUGAUUUCGAGCUAUUAAGGAGCAAGGAAAUGGAGGAAGAGAUGGUGGCUCUUAUGCAAGUAGCUCUACUUUGUUUAGCUUCAUCGCCUAGAGAUCGUCCAAAGAUGAAUAUGGUGCAUAGAAUGAUUGAAGAUAUUAGAACAAAAAAUGCAAGUGAUGAAGGUGGUGAUAGUGGUUCUUCAAAUUCUAUUAUGAAUGAUAUUUCUUCUGAUUCUUCUCCAUCCCCAUCAGAAAAUACCAAUUUAUUUUAUUACCAGGAGUUGAUUAUUAAUUGAUUUAGUGAAUUAAACAUAAGAUUGUUUUGGUAAUUAAUCUUGUACUUAUAGACAUAAUGAUAGUAUUAAUGAAAAUUCUUGCAAUAUUCUAGUUUGUUUAA